AUGACCGACUACCACAUGGUUUCAUCAGAUUUUUCAGCAGAUGAGAGGAUGGAGAUCGAGAGCAUUAAAAUGUACAAGAAAGACCUUCUGGAUGACAUCCAGAAGUUAAAGAUGGAAAUCGACAAUGUCAUGGCAGAAAUCCUCAGCUUUGAGUUUGCAGAAGAAAGUAAAACCGCAGAGAAGAACAAACGGUUUUGUAACGGGAAGAAGAAGUUUAACAUGGACCCCAAAAAGGGUAUCAACUAUCUGGUGGAGAACAAACUGCUGAAUGGGAGCGCUCAACCCAUCGCUGAGUUUCUCUACAAGGAGGAGGGACUCAACAAGACCGCCAUCGGAGAAUUCCUUGGAGAAAGGGACGAGCUCCAUCUUCAGACCUUAAAUGCCUUUGUGGAGCUGCAUGAGUUCUCCAACCUCAGCCUGGUUCAGGCUCUCAGACAGUUCCUGUGGAGUUUCCGUCUGCCCGGUGAAGCUCAGAAAAUUGAUCGAAUGAUGGAGGCCUUCGCCACACGCUACUGUGAAUGCAACACUAACGUCUUCCAGUCCACAGACACAUGCUACAUCCUGUCUUUUGCCGUCAUCAUGUUGAACACCAGCCUCCACAACCCUAAUGUGAAGGACAAAACCACGCUGGAGCGCUUUAUAUCCAUGAACAGAGGCAUCAACAAUGGAGAGGAUCUGCCUAAUGAGCUGCUCUCGAAACUGUACGAGAGUAUUCACAAUGAGCCCUUCAAAAUCCCAGAAGAUGACGGGAAUGAUCUGACUCACACCUUUUUCAACCCCGACAGAGAAGGCUGGCUCCUCAAACUUGGAGGUCGUGUUAAGACGUGGAAGAGGCGAUGGUUCAUCCUUACUGACAACUGCCUUUACUACUUUGAGUACACCACUGAUAAAGAACCCAGAGGUAUCAUCCCUCUAGAGAACCUUUGUGUGAGAGAAGUGCUGUAUGCUCGAAAACCAUAUUGUCUGGAGUUGUACAACCCCAAUAGUCGAGGGCAGAAGAUCAAGGCAUGUAAAACAGAGACAGACGGCCGGGUGGUGGAGGGAAAACACCAGUCUUACACCAUUUGUGCCUCUACCGCUGAAGAGAGAGACUCCUGGAUUGAGGCCAUCAGAGCAAGUAUAACCAAGGAUCCGUUCUACGACUUGGUCUCAGUGCGAAAGAAGAAAGUGAUAAACCAAACUCCUCAGGAUUGAGCAGUGGGGCGUCUCACCUCACGGACACCUGGGACAGCAUCACCCAGUGAUUCUGCUGGCAGUUUAUCUUCCUUAAAGCUCUGAAAACACCUCACAACAUAUGGAACUAUGGACACA
This is a messenger RNA of Nematolebias whitei (Rio pearlfish), 1311 nucleotides long. It is a transcript of the gene cyth4b, whose product is annotated as cytohesin 4b. Gene Ontology annotation, molecular function: guanyl-nucleotide exchange factor activity. The record is from RefSeq and is a predicted model, not a curated record. Bases 1 to 1194 code for a protein of 397 amino acids. Gene Ontology annotation, biological process: regulation of ARF protein signal transduction. The transcript is spliced from 13 exons. Lineage: Eukaryota; Metazoa; Chordata; Actinopteri; Cyprinodontiformes; Rivulidae.